CUCUGAAAAACACAUUCCCUGGAUCUACAUCUACUAGGACGCUUCUGAUUAGGCCAGAAUCUUCUAUCUUUCACCAAGAAGGCUGCCACAGUUCCUCGGUCCGCAUCAGACGAGCCCGCAAUCGCCCAACACGAAUUCGCUCGUCACGAGCUCGCUCGCCGUGAAACACGGCGGACGGCACGAUGGUUAGCGCCAAGCGCCUCCUCCUCUUCCUGUGGCUCCUCGCUGCCACGUGUCAAUGCCUCUCUCUUCGACAUAUUCCUCCCCACGACCCGGAAGCCACCGCCGCCGACGACGGGGUCUCUUCACUUGCUACUAACGUGGAUGGCCCUCUGGACUCCACUACCGGGGAUGAUUCCGCCUCUAACGCGGAUGUCCUCGCAGAGAACCCCCCUACCGCCGUUCCCGUCAAUCCCGAUGGCAUCAGCAAUCCUAACUUCUUCCCAGUUUCAAGCGAGUCUGGAUCGGCCACCAGUAGCAGUGAUAGCACUGCUCUUUACAUCGUGCGACUGCAUUCCGCGCUCCCGCUCGCUGCCUACCGCGGAGCCGUCGCCAGCUUCUCCGGCUGGGGUGACGACGACGCUGACGACGAUACUCACGGCGGCACUUCCGUCCCGGCUGGACUAGCGGCGACGGCGGAGGCGGUGGACGAAGAGGCGACGGCGCUGGGCGGCAGAGUACCUCGGCGCGCGCGGCUGUGCGCGGACAACCCGCAGGUGGCGGCUUACGCGCAGAUGCUCGAGUCGCAGCAGACGCAGAUCGCGUCGGAAGUCGGCGUGGCGUCGACCAACGUGGCAUACAGCUACAAGUACUCGACCAACGGCUUCGCGGCGGUGCUGACGGCGGACCAGCUGCGGCGGGUGAAGCGGCAUCCCGCCGUGGCGUCGGUGCGGGCGAGCGCGCGGAAGCAGCUCUUCACGACGGAUUCGCCCGCGUUCCUCGGAAUGAACAGCGCCGGCUCGCUGUGGCCCGCGAAUGGCGGGCAGGCGAAGGCGGGCGAGGGCAUGGUGAUCGGCAUCGUUGACACGGGCAUCUGGCCCGAGCACCCCUCUUUCAGCGACGCGGGGUUCUCGUCGUCGCGCCCCGCGGGGUGGUCGGGGAAGUGCGAGACGACCAAGGAGUUUAAGUGCAACAACAAGCUGAUCGGCGCGCGGGCGUUUUACCAGGGCUUUAAGAGCGCCAACGGGAUGAAUCUCGCCGGUGACUGGCUGUCUCCCCGCGACGCCAACGGCCACGGCACGUGGUGUGCGGGCGCUGCAGCGGGCAACAGGGGCGUGCCCAUGGCGGGCGGCAAGGCGAGUGGCAUGGCGCCAGCAGCGCGCCUGGCGAUGUACAAGGUGUUCUGGAUGAACAAAGACGGCGACACGUUUGCAGACGAGUCAGACAUCAUCGCAGCCGUCAAUCAGGCCGUGGCGGACGGCGUGGAUGUGAUCUCGCUGUCCCUGGGCGGCGUGAACCCGAUGGACACCUACUUCGAUGACAUCGCUUUCCUCAACGCCAAUCUCGCGGGAGUGUUUGUCGCCUUUGCGGCGGGCAAUGACGGGCCGCCCCAGGGCUUCCGCACCCUUGACAACUACGCACCCUUCUAUCUCACAGUGGGAGCCAGCUCCAUUGCCCGAGGGGGCCUGACUCUCGCCAGCUCACCAAAGUCAUCCAGGGCAGCAGCUGCCAAUGAAACGUCAGUCUCAGCCUUGCCAUCAGCAGGCGAUUCCGCCCCAGCCGUGACAGACUUCUCCUCCACCGGGCCCCUCGUCUUCCCCGACAUUGGAACCGGCAACGGCCUCGCCACCGACAGCAUCUUAAAGCCCGACAUCAUCGGCCCCGGGCUGGACCUGUUCGCCGCGUGGCCUGGCAAGCGUGUGGGCGACAAGGGGACGGAUGCGCAGCUGUCGGGGACGUCGAUGGCGACGCCUCACCUGGCGGGCAUUGCUGCUCUCAUCAUGCAGAAGUACCCCUCGUGGAGCCCGGCGCAGGUCAUGUCCGCCAUCAUGACCACCGCCACAACCAAGGGUGUCGGUGGCGCCGCCAUCACCGCCGCCUUCGGCAAGACUGCCACGCCGUGGGACAUGGGUGCUGGGCAUGUGUUUCCCCCUAAGGUGCUUGACCCCGGGCUCACAUACGACGCCCGGAAGAGUGCAUACCUCAACUUCCUGGCUGGGCUAGAUAUGGAGAGGACGCAGCAGGAGUACCCGAACGAGAAUCUCAAGUCCGUGCCUCCCAGAGAGCUCAACCGCCCCACCAUUUCGAUCACCAGUCUCAAGGGCACGCUGACCGUCACACGGACGGUCACCAAUGUGGCUGACUCCGCUUCCACGUAUUCUGCCAAGAUACAGAAGCCGAAUGGCGUGGAGGUUACUGUCAAGCCCAGCAGCUUCACCGUUUCUCCUGGAAAGAAGGUUACCUUCGUGGUAACGUUCAAGGUUACCAAGACCUCUAAAAGCUUCCAGUUCGGCAGCCUCACGUGGGUGGAUGACAAGGGCCAUUCCGUGAGGUCUGCUAUAGCGGUCAAGCCUGUGCAGAAGUGAACCCAGUCACUUCAAGUCACUUCUGCCCAAUAAUGAUGGACCAACAAGAUAGUGCUGGUUCAAAGUAGCACAUGAGAAGUGACCGCCCGCUUGGCACUUGGAAUGAAGGCAAGCCUUGUGUUGGAUGCAGUUGCUCGUAGUAUGGGGCAUGAUUGAGAAUAAUUUAUUUAUUUUCUA
Messenger RNA from Closterium sp. NIES-67, 2702 nucleotides. Lineage: Eukaryota; Viridiplantae; Streptophyta; Zygnematophyceae; Desmidiales; Closteriaceae. The record is from the annotation of a GenBank genome assembly.